GGCGCGUUUUGGAGUGUCUACAUGUCAACAAGCACGAGUGGAAGAGGCCCGACUUCAAUGAAAAACAUCUAAUGCAUGAAUAUAAUAACACGCUGCGCUCGUGGGAUACUACGUUUGUCUGUCAUUACUGUGCUUAACGGCCUGAAACGUUAUUAACACCGACAUGGCUCCGUUCAGCUUAAUGACAGCAGGUGUUAGCAUGUUGGCUAAGUCCUUCAGUGUCUUCUCCUGCACAACUGCUCUGGCAAGGUGUACCAGUGUCCUCCCAUCUACAUACAUCAACCCAGUGAAAUAUCUGACCUCUCAGACCAGCGGCCCUCCCAAGAGACCUCUGAAUGGAUACAUGAGAUAUGUUCUGCAACAGCAUCCGAUCGUGACCAGACAAAACCCAGAAACCAAACCAGUGGAUAUCACCAGGAGAAUUGCCCAGCAGUGGAGAACACUGAGCCCUGAACAGAAACGGCCGUUUCAGGAAGCCUCCCAACGGGCCAUGGAACAGUUUAAGAUGGAACUCCAGCAUUACCAGGCCCAGCUGACCCCAGCACAGGUCAAACAACAAACCCUGGAGAAAAGGCAGAAAUUGGCCAAGAGGAAGGCCAUCCGCAAAAAGAGGGAGUUAACCAGCCUCGGGAAGCCCAAACGCCCUCGUUAUCCAUUCAACAUUUUCAUGUCAGAGCAUUUUGAGGAGGCCAGAGGAACCACCUCACAGGCAAAGAUGAAGUCACUGUUGGAGGACUGGAAGAAUCUGUUCAGCCAUCAGAAACAGAUCUACGUGCAGCUGGCUGAGGACGACAAAAUUCGUUACAAGAACGAGAUAAAGGCAUGGGAGGACCACAUGGUAGAGAUUGGACGAGAAGACCUGGUCCGAGAGCGGAAAAAACCUGCUGCUAAAACUCCAGUGGCCAAGACCGGAACAAAGAAGGCCAAGGCUAAAGCAGUGAAGAAGCCCGCUGCCACAGGAAAGUCCAAAACAACGACGAGGUCGACAAAAAGUAGCUCUGCAAAAACUGUGUAAGAUGUGUUUAUCUACUGAGUCUAAAGGCAGAAAGUGUCUUCAUCACAAGUGGAGAGUUUUGGUGACCCCGGGCUGUGAUCUGCUUGGUUUUUUCCCUCAAGAAGUUGAAAACCCCAAGAAGUUCCCAGUUGAUAUGAAUGCUUCUUAGGUUCAACAGGGUGUAAAGCCUUGACAGCAUUCAGAGAGAUCAUGAUCAUUUUACAACAUCCUGUUAAUGCCUCUGUUCAGUGACAAUGACACCAUAUAAACCCUGAGAGCAGGAGUUUUGAAGGGGUGGUUCAAUCCCAAAUGUUGUAGAAAGUGAAUUAGUUGAUGAAAUGGAAUGAUUUCAGAAACUUUAGACAUUUCAGUGAGGUACUAAAGUGAUUACAGAGCCACAGGUGUGUUGAUAUUUUUCUGUCUGCAGUGUUUAAAAGGUUUCACAGCCCUGAGUGUAACCACAGUGGAAUAUAAAGGUUACUUUGCCGUCCUUUUCUAUUUUUGGUAUUUCAUAAAGAGUACUCAUUGAAGAAUAAGUUAAGUAUUUUUCUGUACUUGUCUUCCCAACAAAUCUAUGAAAAGACCCAAACCACCAAUGUUAGUCUGUCUUUCAAUACUCCACUGUCUGUGAUCUCAGCUGCAGUCCCAUUCAUUCCUAUGAAAACCUUUAAAAACAACUCACAAAUAGUUUCUUUUUUGUUAAUGGCUGGUCAGUUUUCUAGAAAGAGCUGGUCACUAGUUUUUAGCAAAAAGGAGGAAGUAUCAUGGGUUUCGAUGAAAAUAAGAAUGUAGAGUAACAGCAGCCUUAUCCUUUCCGGCGUGUACGUCACCUGUGGAAGAGUGCUCAAUGACUCAGUAAGUUUCUCCUCUGAGGAAAGUGCCAUUGGUUGUAAAUGUACAGAAAGACAGUACCAUGGCUCCCAUGAUUGCAACCUGACUGAAGUCUCUGUCAUUGCUGUUAUUUAAUGUAGCAUGUACACAACUGCAACAUCAAACUGUGAAUCCCACUCUGUCUUUUAUGGCAUAAGUAAAGUCACUGAUUGACAUUUUGUUUUUUUUAAAUACCAAAAGGUCUAAACUUUGCUUUGCUCCAGUCCAGCUUUAAAUGAGAUGCUUUUUGUUCUGUUAACAGCUGUAAAACACAAAACCCUGCUAUGGUUGAAAAUAAAAUUAGCUUUUUUUCCCCUCUG
This is a messenger RNA of Chelmon rostratus (copperband butterflyfish), 2184 nucleotides long. It is a transcript of the gene tfam, whose product is annotated as transcription factor A, mitochondrial. Gene Ontology annotation, molecular function: transcription cis-regulatory region binding. NCBI's taxonomy places the organism in Eukaryota, Metazoa, Chordata, Actinopteri, Chaetodontiformes, Chaetodontidae. Bases 164 to 1015 code for a protein of 283 amino acids. The transcript has 7 exons. The record is from RefSeq and is a predicted model, not a curated record.